UUUGAGUUUAGGAGGGUGCAUCUGGAUGUUACCUGAUCUAGAUACUUCGAGAUGGAUUUGAGAUCUUCUAAGGCCUUCUCUCCCUCCCCUCUCACUCACUCUCCUCUCCCCACCUCUCUCUCUCUCUCUCCCUCUCCAAUAAUAAAUAGAUUAGUUAGGGAUUCACAGGCGGUCAGUUGAUUCGGCGCUGCAGAAACAGACAGAUGGCUGAGGAGAAGCAUAGGGAUCUCAUUACAGGGGCUUAGUCAGCACAGCCAGGCACGACCAGGAGCAGGUAAACUCAGUUACAUGCUUGUUUUAUGCCAGCCUGCUCUUCUCUCAGCAGCUCUAGCACCUCAAAGCCCUGUCCCACAGACCUGAGGAUACCCCAACACAUCAUGGAGAAGGAAGAAGAGGAGGAGGACAUUUUCACAGCCUGGCCUGCUGAAGAUGAAGAGCAGGACAGUGCAGAGGAGCCAGAGGAGCAGGAGGACGAGGAGGAGGAGACGGGGAGGAAGAGAAGCUUGAAUAUACCCAGGCCGAGUCACUUGCUGACCAAACGCAGAGCCUCUCUUCCAUGUCCAGAUCAACUGAGUGCUAUGCAGCUGACCAAUCUGACCUAUCUGGCCCGUCUACAUGCGGCCACCAUGGCUCCUGCCCCGGCGCACGUGAGGCAGCACACCCGCAAUGAAGAGGAGGACAAAGAGAGACCCCUACAUGAGAGGCGACCCCCCGCCAUCCCGACCAUACCUGAGGUGCUGGAGCCACCGGAGAGGAAAUUGCGGUUCAGGAGCCGCAACGUCAUGUCACUAAGCGAUGCAGAUAGUUUGUGUCUGAUCUGCCAUGAUGACCUGCGCAAAGGAGGAGGAUCUAUCAGAGAGCUCCACUGUUCACACAGCUUCCACACUGAGUGUAUAGAGGAGUGGCUGUGGACAAAGCAGACUUGCCCUACAUGCCGCAAGCAUGUAGCCAUGCCAGAACCUCUUUACUGGACAUCCACUCGUGUCAAAGUGCCCUGACCCUUCACAGCCACAUAUGAAGUUAUUUUUACCCAUCUGAGAUUGCUGGAAUGAAGAGACUGAGAACUAUGGACAUGUGUUUUCAAAGGAACUGAGAAUGCAUCCCCCUGCAGCUUCUUUCACACACUACCUGUUGUGCUGCUGUCGGAUCUCCUUGUUUAAUUAAUCUUGAUAAGCAUGGAUCUGCAGCUCUAGAUCCUCAAGUACAUGUCUGGAACUUUCUGCUUCCUGCAGUUGCGAGUAAUGGGAUUAUACUGGAUUGCAGCAGCCUAGAGUGGUGAAUGUGAACUGCAGAUCAGAGGUACUAAACCUCAGAUAAAAUGCUGGCUAAUUCAUGGACAGAAUGCUGUAAUGUUUUUGUCCUUUUGUUUCUUAUAGCCAACUUCUCUCUUUUAAACACUUUAGGUCAUGUUAGAAAGUCUGUUCUGGUUUAGAAACUGAUUUUCUAUCUUGUAUGUUGUAAGUCUGUAUGUAUAAAGUCUAUUUAUCCAAUAGCUCAUGGACAAAGAGUUUCUGGAAGAAGCUAACUUAGUAUGUAACUAACCAAAUCCAUUUCAAAACAUCAGUCUAAAACAUAUUUUCAAGAACACAAGUGUGUAAUUUUUGUUCUGCCAAGUCCACAUUCAUUAAUGUGCCAGGCAUUUUUAAAGGCUUUUUUUUUUUUUGUAAAUAUAAAAUGAAAGCCACAUUAAAGCGUAUUUUACUAGCCAGGCUAAAGUGCAGCUUCUACUUUGUUUAGUUAGUUUCACACAGUGUUACAACUCAUUUCCUUCAAUAAACAAUGAGAAAAGUC
Molecule: messenger RNA, 1791 nt
Organism: Pygocentrus nattereri (red-bellied piranha)
Lineage: Eukaryota; Metazoa; Chordata; Actinopteri; Characiformes; Serrasalmidae
Product: E3 ubiquitin-protein ligase CIP8
Exons: 4
Coding region: 300-998 (232 amino acids)
Source: RefSeq, a predicted model, not a curated record